GGGAAAACACGGCGGAUGGAAAAACAGGCAGAGAGAAGGGCAGCCCUUAGUCGACGUCAUCACGUAUGCGUCCUUAGGUCUUAAAUCAGCGAGGCGCGUAACCUGUAGUCCAUGGCGUGUAGUCUUUGUAGCUGAAUAGAUUGUUAAUUAUUAUUAUUUCAUAGUAGUCAGAGUUAUUAUUCGUAAUGGAGGAGUUAGACGUGGAGCCUGCAGUCACAGUAAGUAACCGCUGAGUUUUGGUUUUUGCUCCUUUUUCAAUUAAACGUAGAAAUGCUAACAGGCUAACAGCGUCGGAAGAAUCCAGCAUGAGAUUAAAACAGAGUUUAGUAUCUGAGUUUAAUCAUCUAAAGAGGGCAGACAGUCCUCAAUACAUGAGCUGUCUAAGUGUUUGAAUUUAUUUAUGACUAAUAUGGGAAUAUAUGUGUUUUUAUUGCAUGUUAAAACUGUCAAAGCAGCAGGAGUAUCGGGAACUUUAGUGUCUCCUCUGGUGUUUACAUUUGACACGGAGAGAAGAGGUGAAAUAAUCUCGAUAAUUUCAGUUUUAAUGACCCUGUUUCUCUUCUGUAAAUGCAGAAUAUCCCUGCAGCCUGUGAUGGAAAGCAUUUGGGAUUUGCAUGGGGUCCUGGUGAUAUCCUGAUCUACGAGACUAUCUUCAAAACAUCAGGUAUAUGAUAAUAUCGGGGCUGGGCGAUAAGACGAUAACGAUAUCGGAUAUUAGUUUCCCCAUAUCAAUACAGACCAUAGUUCUUUUCAAUAGUCGGCAUUCGGCCAUGUUUUGGUAGACUAUGGUGGUCUAUACAUGAGUACGAAUUUGUAAGACACUGGUAAAAUAAACUAUCGAUUUGGGGCCUGUUCACUAUGAUUGUUAUAGUAGAUAUUCACGUGGUUUUCGUCUGUAUUUUCAGGAGCCGGUGGAUCAGACAACCCCUUCAUCCACGAGGUCAGGAAAGACGAGGAUAUUUAUUCCCCCAUUUUACGGAAGCUCUUCAACGAGUCUCAUCACAUCUUCGUUGGUCUGCAGACGAUUAAAGAUGACCUCCCGAGCAAGAACAAGAAACCACAGUAAGACCCCCUGACUGAUACCUGUUACCUGUCAUUUGCUCACAAAAUAAUCAUACUGAGAGAAUUUUCUCUUUCUUGCCUCUUAGGUUUGUCAGCAUCAGUAAAAACUACAGAUCAGUGAUUCGAGCCUGCAUGGAGGAGCUUCAGCAGGAAGCAGGUGAUAGUUUGGUGGAUCAUUUUGGUGUUUGAUUCUGCUGCUGGAUUAUUCUGAAUCAAUCAGAUUGACCUGUUUCUCUCAUGUGCAGUUUCCACAAAAGCUCCAGAUGUGGCGACACAAUAUGGAAAUCAGGUAUGUGCAUUUUUUAACGCAUGAUAUUGGGAAUAUUUCACCUAAAAAGGAACUAGUUUUAGUUAGGCUACAAAAGUAUUAGAGGAUAUACUUAAUUUUGAUCCCGUUGCGUUUGUUUUGUGUGUCAGGUGUCCAUUCUAAUGGCCAUAGAGCUGAUCUGGAAUCUGUGUGAAGUGCUUUUCAUCGAUGCUGCUCCAGGUUGGAGCUUUUUGUAGUUUCCUGCAACAAUUUUAACCUGUAAAAGUAGCCGAAUAAUAAAAGUAAAAGAUGUGUGUCUGUAUCCUCAGCGGGGACCCUGUUGCUCCACCUCCUGGACUGGGUGAGGUUACACAAAGCUGAUGUGGACGAGAAAGCCCGAGAGGUGCUGCAGAGUGAGAGUCCAACUGAGCAUCACGACUACUGGGAUGUGGUAGGUGCUGAACACAAACACAUGCAAAGGUGUUUUCAGCUCUUGAUCACUCUGUCUGACGUGUUCUGUGUCUCUGUCUCUCAGGUGGUGAGUUAUGUGCUGCAGGGCAGGUUGGAAGAAGCCAGGCACAUGCUGGUGAAGCAGGCCACUCUGCAGCCUGCAGCCAGGAAGAUGUACAAGCUGAUGGACACUUUACUCAGCAAGAUGCCCUUCUAUAAUGUAAGAUGAUCUCUUUCUUGCUGUGGAGCUUCAGUAAUCCGUUAACUUUUUACUUGAUUUGAUCUGAACGGAAGCUAAAGGGAAACUUUUAUUUCCCUUUAACAUCUAUUUAAUUGAGCUUUUAACAGUUUGGGAGCCGGGUAGAGCUCUGAGGUCGUCAAAUCAACUUCUGCUGGAGGUGCUCAGGUUAAAACACAAGCACUGGAGUGACCGAGCCUUUUCAGUUGCUGGUCCGUGGUUCUAGAAUAAGCUCUCCACCGAAAUGAGACUUAUUUCCCACCUGAGCCUUUUCAAAUCCCGAUUGAAAACGUACUUAUUUAUGCUGGCUUUUAGUACCCAGUAGCGUGGUGACACUUUAUUUUAUUGCAUUGUAUUUUUUUUAAUUGUUUUUAUUUAUUCAUUUUUAUUUUCUUCGUAUUGUAAAGCACUUUGGUUCACUGAAAGGGUUGUUGUAAAGGGCUGCAUAAUUAAAGACCAUUUACAUUUACAUUUACGUUUACAUAGGGGACCGAAUUUGUUUUAUAAAAUGACCCAAAUGCAACAUGUGGUCAUGCUACCAAAAAUGAUCUCGGUAAACUUACUAAAUGAAGCUUCAUCCUUCAGCCUGGAGGCACUCAGACGCUCACAGAGUUCGAUGUGAAGUGGAGACACUGGCAUGAGGAGGUGGACCGCUGCCUGCAGGACAACUCCUUCGCCAGCAACCAACACCUGGAGGUCAUCUGCAAGGUUGGUGACUGUUUGGUUGACUAAUAUUCAUAAUUAGUUUAUAUUUAACUGUCAGUGGCUUUGUGUACCCUUCCUUUCAGUAUUUACCACUUUUUAUCCAACACUUUGGCUUACCUGUUUUCUCUUCUAAUCGUAGAUCCUAGCCGGGGAUGAAGACACUUUGCUGGAGCAUAAGGGACUCCUGAGCACCUGGUACCACUUCCUGGUCACAAGACUUCUCUUCGGCUUCCCUACAGUCAAACCCACAGAGUUACACUAUUAUGCACAGGUAUGCUAAAUUUAUUUCUGCAACAACACUCAAACUUCACGGCAGUCCUGUUUUUGUGAUUGAAUAUUUGCUCUCGCCGCAGUCAUGCCUGACCUUGUUUCUGGACUCGCCGCGUGUCCCAGAACCCCUUGACAGCAUCUUACUCGCUGCUUUUGAGUUCGACCUCCAUCAGGUCAUCAAAGACUGCAGGUAACAUCUAUAAUUUCAUACAUUUCUGUGACCACAGUCUGCGAAAAUCUUCCAGUACUUACCUCCUUCUCUGUCCACCACGUGUGUCCUCAGCAUUGCCCUCAACAACUGGUGGUUUGUGGCCCAUUUGACAGAUCUGUUGGACCACUGCAAACUCCUCCAGUCUCAUAAUCUGCAGUAAGGACUUCAUUCAGCUUUUAAUCUGAAGAUGACGAGAAUACGCUCCUUCUAAAGCUGGAAUUCACCAUGUCUCUGUGAUUGAUUUCAGUUUUGGCUCCAACUUGAGAGAGUUCCUCCUCUUAGAAUACGCGUCCGGUCUCUUCACUCAUCACAGGUAUGAUCUCUUCAGCCUCAGCUUUAUGUAGACAAUCGGUAUGUUUGGCUAUCCUAAAUAACUCCUUAUCUCGUUGGAUGUUUUUGUGUUAAAAGCCUGUGGCAGUUGGCUGUGGACUACUUUGACCACUGCCCAGAGUUCGGCCGUGUCUACCUGGAGCUGCACAUCGAACGUGUUCCUCUAGAAACGGAGCGUAAAGCUCUGAAGGUGCUCAGAAUCUGUGAGAAGAGGCAGAUGUCAGAGCAAGGUGGGACUCUCUUAGUCACAGUUUUCAGCUUCACUAGACAAACACAGAUGAGCUUUAAACUUUCCUAAUUUCUUAUCCGUGUGCAGUGCGGAGCAUCUGUAAGAUCAUGGGGAUGCGCUCUCUGAGGAACAACAGACUGGGCUCGGCUCUCUCCUGGAGCAUCAGGGCCAAAGACGCCGCGUUUGCCACGCUCAUUUCAGAGAGGUCAGUUCCUUUUAACUUGACGCUUAUUCUGCAAAAGUAACCAGACUCAGCGUGGUCUAAAAUAGACAUGCAUGAUAUCAGUAUCAGCAGAUGAUUGCUGAAAAAGUGAGUAACUGCUAUCGACAGAUAUGAAAAGUUCUGCGGCCAAAUUGGUGAUGCAUCAGUCAUGAGCACAUGAUGAUAGCUUACACGUGUUUGCUGCAUAGAUAUUUUUAGAGGGUUGGAAACAGACGGCAGAUUCAUUACUGAAUGUCUACAUACAUUUUUAUGUAUAUGUAGAUGUCGGUAUUGAUAUUUGUGUCACCCAGAAUGAGUGUGAACACCAUCCGGAUAUUGGACAUCAGCCACAAUCCAGAGUCUAAACCCAGCUCAUGUUCCCUAAUCGUAACCCUCUGGAACAGGAAGAGCUGACACUGCAGGAUUAAAGGUUAAGGUCGACAUUCGACUGUUUGAAUCUGAAAGAAAGAAAUUCAAAUCCUUAAAGCGAGAGAAACUUUUUAAGAGUUUACACCCUGUCAGAGAGCAGUUUUUAUUUUUCCACUGUGGACUCAGUUGAAAAACACAUUUUCAUAGAUUCUGUGAUUUAAAACAAAGAUGCUCUUGUGUCCUCUUCAGUUUUAGUAAAACAAAAAAAUAAAAGUGAGAUUUUUACACACCAGAAAAAGAGGUGUGAAGAAAAAGCUCUGGGUGAAAACAAUGAAACAAGCUGUGCACUGGAGUUGAUUUGAGCUUUUAAGUAAAUGGUGUCUUUGUAAGGAAUAUUUUCCAACUGUGUUUGUGUGUCUGUGUGUGUUUUAGGUUUUUAGAGGAUUACUGUGCCAGAGGGACCUUCUCAGACUUGGACCUGUUGGAUAACUUGGGGCCUGCGAUGCUGCUCAGCGACAGGCUCACUUUCCUCGGUACGAACAGAACACGUCAUCCACAUGUCUCUGCUAAACUUGUGACUCUCUCAAACUGGAUCCGCUCAUGAAGUGAGGGAUCACGGAGUCGGGGGCGAACCGUCUGCUGAAUUUUGACCCUCAAACUCUCGAUUAGACCGUCACAUGAGACUCAGACACAGACGUGUGUGUGUGUGUGUGUGCGCUCUGAGAUAUAAAUAAAGUUGUGUACUGCUUAAUGCAGCAGCAUGUGACGGCGUGUUUUUCAUUGAAAGUGAAACCCUUUUACAUUCGCUCUCAAGUUCAGCAUAUUUAUAGAAGCUGGUUUCAUAUUUCAUAGAUUCGUGCAUCUUUAUUGUAAUUCAGAAUUUGUACAUGUCUGAUCUAAAGGUCUGUUAUUAUCAUGGAUGUCGCCGUUUUAAAUCUGAUCUUGUCUUGUUUCUAUUUCUAGGGAAGUAUCGAGAGUUUCACAAGCUGUACGGAGAGAAACGCUUCAGCGAGGCGGCGAAGCUGCUCCUCUCGCUCAUGACGGCAAAGAUCGCCCCCCGCAGCUUCUGGAUGACUCUGCUGACUGACGCUCUGCCGCUGCUCGAGCAGGAAGGGGUGAGUCACCCAAAAGUGCUGAAUUCAUUCAAGACGUCCAACAGAGACAUCGAUCAGUGAAGUUUCAUUGACAAACAACAUAAACAUCAACUGAUUUAAGUGAAAAAAGACGUUUUAAACGAGUUUGAUUUUGAUUCUUGCGGACUGAAACGGCUAUAAACUGUUUUAAUGAAUGUUUUUUAUUUUUUUCAGGUGAUCUUCUCCGCAGACCAAACCUAUGAGCUCAUGUUUUGUUUAGAGGAGCUCACCUCCUCCCUGAACACCCCAGCUGGCGGCACAGACAAACCCACGCAGGUAUGCAUCACAUCGGGAGAAUGUGUGACUCAGGAGAUAACUGCUUUGUUAGAGAACAAUCUGCAUUCCCUGCCCUGGAACUGCUGAAGAAUUAAUGUUUCGAUUCAGAUGAGACGUGAGAACAGAUGUGGAAAUGAUGCACUUCAUUAUUUUUUAAUAUUUUAAUAUUUAGACAGUGUGUGAGACAUGGUGCCAGUGGUUUUCUUUCACCGUAUUCGUGCAAAGUGUGAUCCCAAGACCUAAAAUUAACGAGUUGAACUCACCAAAACGGUUUCUUCGUUUCAGGAUGAAGACAUCGAGGUGACAAAGGUGGAGCUCCUCAGACUCGCUCUGGCCAGAAAUCUGGCGAGGGCGAUCAUCAGAGAAGGAACUGUGAAGUCCUGAACGAAAGAGAACGAAGCUCUUCUUUUGCAUUUUUUGUACUGUGUGUAUAUAAGAUUCAGUAAUCGAGAUGUGCUCUUUGAUAAUAAAACCUUUUUGUCUUGUUUCAAAUUUCCGCUUUAUUCUGUUUUUGAACGAGUAAAAUCAGACAUCCAAUGAAAGAGCGGUUUAUUUUUCAUGCAGCAAACACAUGACACAUCAUACAAUAUGUACACUCUCCCCAAAUCUACACAUCACAAGUUCACGUAACUUGUCUCACAACAAAUACACUUUAUACUAUUUACAUUUAACACACACGUCUGUACAUCUGAUUUCACCACGAGUCGAGGACAAGCAGAGAUGGGAUUGAACGGAGGUUAAGGUGGACUGACUAAUGGAAAUUUCCUCACAGUUCCACUUCAUCCCAUCGCUGCACGCUGUCGAGUUACACGGACUUCCCUUUCGAACGAUUUUAAAUUCAGAUUUCUCUGUUGGCUCAGUGAUGCACUGAAAUACUGACAGAAAAUAAAUAAAGCACAAAUACUGACACUGGUGGAUGAGCGGAGGUCUUCAAAUACAGAUUAGACAAAGACAGCAACAGCUAGAACGAUUUAAAUCCUGUAAUUUCCUUUAAAAUAACGAUAAAUUUAACUAUCGUAUGAAAUAAAACCUGCUGAACUUUGUUGAAUAAAACAUCCUCAGUGCAGUUGGUUUGCCUUAAAAUAAUUCAACUUUGCAAAUGAACUAAUCUAGUCAAAAUAAUAAAUACAAGUGAAAAAAUAAUGUAAAGCUUCCAGCGCAAUAUUUCUUACACAUAACUGAUAACUUUUCCCACAUUAGCCUCAUUCUGAAAUUAUCACCUGAUUGCUUUCCAAACUGUCUAAAUACAUUUAAAAUAUGUGAAGUUAGCUUUCUUUAGGAGUUCACCUGAGACUCCCAUAGAGGUUAAUCUGGUAAAAUGGUAUUUGGCUUGGAUUCAGAACUCAGGAGGCUGCGGUUGUUUUUUGGGUCUGUACAAGCCGAAGGAAGUACUUUAAGACAAACAAUCUCAUCCUGCUUUCAUUUGACAUUCAAAUUUACCCCUAAUUAUGAGUCUUUAUUGUUGUACAUGUACAUAAGGGCCGUUUCUUUCAAGUGCACCUGAUUGCACAGAAAGUGUGGCUCCUCCGUGAGCGCAUGCGCAGUUAGGAAUCGGACCGUCUGGAUCUCAGCGGUAAUUGAGAGCCAUGCACUCAACCAAAACGCCACUCUAUAGCCACAAAUAAUGCUCAGAACAGCACCUAAUUCAUAAAAUUAAUUUAGGGUCACAGACAUAGUACUAGACACCAAACAUCUUUUUAACUUUGACCAAUUUCUUUUAGCAAAGAGACUAAACACAACUCACCUACUCUCUUCCAGCAGCCACCCGUCAUUACGGACUACAGCGGGGUGUCGCAGCUCAAGGAAGAACAUUUAUGAUCAUUUCUUUAUCAUUUCCUUGAAGUAAUAAUCACCAUAUUAAUAACUUUUCACUACAGACGCAGUAGUUCUUCUUCCUUAGCGUCUCGGUCUGAUUGUAUUUCCAUGAAGAAAUGAUCAUAAAUGUUCUUCUUUGAGCUGCGUCACCCCGCUGUAGUCCGUAAUGGAUUGGCCUGAGGUCUCUCUACAAACAAGCAGCUGCUGGAAGAGAGUAGGUGAGUUGUGCUUAGUCUCUAUGUGUACUGUUGAUAAAGUUAGGUGCUGUUCUGAGCAUUAUUUGUGGCUAUAGAGUGGUGUUUUGGUUGUUUGUUUAUGGCUCCUCAGACCGCUGUGUAUUGCUAGUGUGCGGUUGUUACUAAAGUUGGUAUAACUAGAGAAGCAAGCGGUCGGCAACAUUCAUCUCUCGAGGGGGUGUCUAACUCGGUGUAACUUAAUUUCACGCCAGAAUAUCCCUUUAAGGGAAAACCGUUAUGAAAUGAACCUUGUGCUAACCAUAACAAAAUAGCUUACACAAGCAAAGUCCAUCUUUUUUUGUUAGUUGUGGGUCUGUAGUCAGGUCCUCCUUGUUUCUUCAGUAUGCUGUCACAGCGGCUACAACCAUUAAAACCAACAGUAUUUAAAUCCUAAACCUCUUAUUAAUAUCAGUCUGUCUCAUUAUAAAAACUGAUCACAGCAACUUUAAAGGAACUAAAGUCUUUUGGCUCGUAAGAGUUUGAUUUCCUUUCAUGACACAGAAAGUUUCUAAUGCUCAAAAAUCCAGUGACUACAUUUAACCAGACUCUCAUGUUUGAUCAUAAUCCCUCUACAGCACAAUAUCCAGUGUUUGCAGUAGCGCCACCUGUCGGCACAAGCCAGAAAGCAUUUUGACAUAUUUCAGUGGUUUACAUACGAUUCAAACUGUGUCCAAAACAGACGAUUCAGCGCGUUAAAACUGUGUCUGAUAAAGACACCAGCUAGUCAAGUAGGUUUUCCAGUGUUCAAUAAAUAAAGCAGAACAAUUCUCUCUUUAACUCCAAUAGUGAUUUAAAGGUUAAUUUCUUCAAAAAGACUCUUAUAUUUUUACUUAUUUGUCUCAUAAGACUCUAAGUUUGAGGUUAGUUUGUUUAAAAAGUCUGUUAAGCUGCUUGAAUGUACUUUCUAUCUGUUAUAAACAUCUUUGAUCCAUCUGUUAGAUUAUUCCUCUCAGCAGCUCAGACCAGCGAACAUAAACGCUCGUCUGUCGUAUGUCUUUAGUGUUUCUGCAGAGAAGUACACAAGCACUGAACAAAUAAAACAAGCGUCUCACUGCCAGGAAAAGGAAGAGCAAAGAAACGACAUCUAUCAGGAAUGUGAAGCUGUAAGGUCGAGUGCGGCUGAAUUCUCCCACCUCCUCCUCCUCCUCUCUGGGGUGGUGGUAAACAAACGCACCCCUUCAUGGAGAACCAUCCUCUCCAUCCCUGCUGUGCGUUAUCAGGCCGGCACGCCGCUAUAGAUGACCCCACAUCUCCUGCGGGGGGAACUGGUCCACUUCUCCCA
Xyrichtys novacula (pearly razorfish) is the source of this 9055-nucleotide messenger RNA. Lineage: Eukaryota; Metazoa; Chordata; Actinopteri; Labriformes; Labridae. The record is from the annotation of a GenBank genome assembly.